This is a messenger RNA of Mauremys mutica (yellowpond turtle), 4857 nucleotides long. RefSeq names its product RAB26, member RAS oncogene family (gene RAB26). The record is from RefSeq and is a predicted model, not a curated record. Gene Ontology annotation, molecular function: GTP binding; GTPase activity. NCBI's taxonomy places the organism in Eukaryota, Metazoa, Chordata, Testudines, Geoemydidae. The coding region runs from base 189 to 1085 and encodes 298 amino acids. Gene Ontology annotation, cellular component: endosome; Golgi apparatus. Gene Ontology annotation, biological process: regulation of exocytosis; protein secretion. The transcript is spliced from 10 exons.
CGGGAGGCUGCCCGGCGCCAGCCGGGGCAGAGCGGCCGCCGGGGGACGCGCCGGGGCUGGGGCCGGGGCCGGGAUGCUGCGCCCGCUCCCCGGCAGGUGGCUGCCCCGGGCUGCGCGCUGAACGCGCCGCUCCCGCCGCCCCAGCGCACCCGAGCCGGCCCCGGGAGCUGGCGCUGCCCGGCCGGGGCAUGUCCAGGAAGAAAACCCUCAAGAGCAAGGGGGGGAGCAGCCCCCCGCCCGCCUCCGCGCUGCCCCCCGCCGCCGCCGAGAGCGGCCCGGCCGGCGGGGCGGCGGCGGCGGCCGGAGCCAAGGGGGGCAGCCGCCGCCCCCGCCCCCGCCCGGAGCUGCCCCUCAACGGGGCGGUGCUGCCCAGCCGGCCCUCCCUGAGCAGCAGCGGCGAGUUCUACGACGUGGCCUUCAAGGUGAUGUUGGUUGGUGACUCUGGGGUUGGCAAAACCUGCCUUCUGGUGCGGUUUAAAGAUGGCGCUUUCCUGGCCGGCAGCUUCAUUUCUACGGUUGGAAUUGACUUCAGGAUUUUGAGUGCUGCAAACACCACUCAAGGAUGCUUGCCAGGUGCUAGAAGCUGUCCGGUUUGUUCUUUACUCCUUUUCUCCCUCCAGAAUAAAGUCUUAAAUGUGGAUGCAGUGAAGGUAAAGCUGCAGAUCUGGGACACCGCGGGGCAGGAGAGGUUCCGCAGCGUCACUCACGCCUAUUACCGAGACGCCCAUGCUUUGUUACUGCUGUACGAUGUUACAAAUAGAGCCUCGUUUGACAACAUCCAAGCAUGGCUGACCGAGAUCCAUGAAUACGCACAGCAAGAUGUGGUCCUCAUGCUGCUGGGAAAUAAGGUGGAUUCGACCCAGGACAGAGUGGUAAAAAGGGAAGAUGGAGAGAAAUUAGCCAAGGAGUACGGCGUGCCCUUUAUGGAGACCAGCGCGAAAAGCGGCUUGAAUGUCGACUUGGCCUUUACAGCCAUUGCAAAGGAGCUGAAACACAGGUCCAUGAAGCUGCCCAAUGAGCCCAAAUUCAAGCUCCAUGACUAUGUGAAGAAGGAAGUCAGAGGCUCGGGAUGCUGCAGAUCCUAAAGUGCAGGCUCCAGGAGCCAGGGCAGCUGUACAGAGACUCAUGCCAAGUGUUCAUGUGCCACACUCCCUCCUCGUGGACAGUUUAUGUGCAUGUGUGUUCAUUGUCUGUGUAUUCUCGUAAAGGUGAGCUCAGAUGUGGAGUGAAAGGAGCAGAAGAAAAGGGUCUUUCUUGGUAGCUCCGACACUGGCUCUGGUGCAGCCACGACAUUCCAGGCAUCACGGCCCAACACCCCAUUGUAGUAGUAUUCGUUAAUUCCACGCUGUGAUCGCUUCAGGUGGGUUGUAAAACUUCAAGUUCCUCCCAGGGGGAUUGUCUGUCCCACAUCAGUCAUUGGGGACCUGUCCAUUCCUACGAGCUAACGGUUGCUAAUCCUGACAUGGGUUUGAUGCAGACUUUCUCUAACGUGUCCAGAGAGGAGUUUGGUAUUGGUCCACAUGCACACCUAGACAUCAAGAACUUAUCAUCAUGGUGGCUCUUGACACUUACUCCCUCUGUGGCCUUGGGCAAGUCAUUUUGACCUCCUUGUGCCUUGGUUUUCCCACCUGUACAAUGGGGAUGGUAAUACCUACCCAGCAGCAGAGGGCACUGAGAGGAUUAAUGUUGGAAAGGCACUAUAGACGUGCUAGGUAUUAUUAUACAACUGAGGGAAACUCCACCCUCCUACCCCCCACCCCACCAUACCUUUGUUUCUGGGCUACCCCGCUCCAUUCCAUUUUUCUUUUCCCACUCAGAAUUCAAUUAUGAAAACAUUUUGGGGCAGGGGACAUUUUGUGUGUAUUAGAGAUCUAUAAACAUGCCCAAGAAAGAUCCCUGUUUUCAAGGCAAACAUUUUUGUAGUCUCUCCCUUCUUACAUAUGUCAGUUUUACCAUGUUGUGUAACAUACAUUCCUUGCUAGAGGCUUCUCCUGCUCUGCCCUGCAAAAGACAAGAGCUUAUCUGUCUGGUUUUGAGUAAGCUCCUGCAAACAUACCUGUUGUACAGAGAAACCCUGACUGUUUACAUGUUUGAUAAAGGCUUUUGCUCUCCAUUAUUGCUGUUUCUAGUAUUCGGAGUAAGUAAAAAAUCCCAAUGUAUUGCAGCUUAUUCUAACUAUCUUAAUGUGGGUGAUAGCGUUUUCAGACUGCAAUGCUGCUUUGAUUUCUUUAAAACUCUCUUGGGAUAGAUCUUGCUUUCAGCUAAAGAAAACCAAGGAGAAUGCUAUAGGUUUUAACUGUACAGGUUUGUUAAAAGCCUUUUGCUAGCACUGUUCAUUGGAAUCUGUUAUUUUUGUAAUGCACUUCUAAAUGCAAUGUUUGGGGGAGUUCAGAGACAUUGUUGCCAAAAGGGGAUUUUUAACUGCGGAUAGUUGCAAAUUUCAUAUUUACGACUGUCAGGGUUAACUGCACUGAAUUCCCAACACCACUUUAAUUGUGAAAUAAACAGUUACUUUAGUCAGCAAAUCAAACCCCCACCAGCUGCAAGCAGGUUGGGGAUUUACUUAGCUGAUUAAAAUCCACCCCCUUGUUCUGUUCAGCUGAACUGAGUUGAGUUGUGAUGCUGCAUUCUGUCCACACCUGCAACUUGCUCCUGCCAAAGGGAGUGUGGAGUUUGAAAGGAAUGCAAGAUUCAGGCACAGCCACUGAAGCAGUGGCCUCAGAGUUACUUUUCCUCAAUGAGCUGCUUUAAAGGUGAGUGCUGUACAAAGAAUUGCAACUUUAACAAUAGAGGUACUCUGUUAAGGUCAGUCUGAUGCAUUUUUAGUAGCAGCAGCAGGGCAAGGAAGAGUCAUAAAAACAAAAGCUGCAAUCCCGCCCUAGUCAAAACACGGCAAUUAUUUUUUCCUGGAAUUUUUUUCAGAUUUUUGCUUACAAAUUGUAAACUUUUUUUAUUUUAAUAAACAUUUUUCUUCAAAAAAAUUUACCAAAAAUUUUGAUUUGUUGCCAAAAAAAAGGUCAAAAUAUUUUGAUGAAAAUCUUUGGACAGCUGUACAGUACUGCAGCAGAUACCUACUCUACCUUCUAGUGCAAUAACAUAUGAACCUUGGCCUGAAGAGGGAGAUGCUGAUAAAUCCCAGCUCUGUGCUAUAAAUAACUGACCCCCCGCCCAAGACAUGCUAUUGGAUAGGACUCAGUGUGCUGUUCUGCCAGUGUUUGCAGGCAAUGAAAUGCAUCAUGCGGACUGCACGUCCUGGCAGUUGUCUCUAUGAAGCUAGUGUGCCCUGUAGCAGGGACCCGUGAAGUGCAACGACUGCACUCGAUUCAGCAAACUCAUCUGAUCCCCACCCUCUCGGCCUCAGAGCUGUGUCUGGUAGAUCACAGAAGCCACAUGCAGGGAGCAGAGUGGAUUUUAGAAAAGAUGCAAGUGGACAGCAUGUUUUAACUGGCAUUUGUUCAAGCAGAGCAAAGAUGGUUUAAGAUCUCUCCUAUGAGCAGCUGCUGCCUAUUCUCUGGGAAACUAUUUUGUUAGUAACUGCAGCACAAACAUUGUUUCCUCACAAGAGGCUACCUUCUACAUAUAAGGUACUUGCUCUCUGGGUAAAGAGCCACGUGUUUGCAAUAACAACCAUGUGAGUCACACAUUAGACCACAGAACUAUACACCCUAAAAUUGUCCAAUUCAUGGCGGUUUUCACUUUUUGCAAGCUUGUAAGCAGCAGCAAGGGCAGAGUGGGAGUUGAAGAUUAAGGAGAUAAUGAGUCUGGACAAUGGCAUUACAGUGUGCAAGUGAGCUUUGCUGUGCUUCCCUUGCUGCUAUCAUCAGUAUCUCUGUCCUGCCCACAUAGCUGGCAACAGAGUUUUUUUUAGCUAGCCAGCCUCAACCUCUUUGGCUGAAUAUGAAUGGAGAUACCAGUAAGUGGCACUCCUAUUUAUUGAUUCUACUGCUACUGCCUGUGUACCAAUAUUCUGAGUCAGUACAGUAUUUUCAGAACUCAUAGGCAGAGGUAGACAGAGGGGGACAUUAGAGCAUCACUAUGAUUCAUUUGGGCAGUGACAGUCUGGAUCUGGCCAAAAUUUGCUUCUGGAGCACUUCCUCCUCCUUUUGAUCUGCACAGCGAAGUCCUUCAAGGAGCUUUCUGGUGGCUCCUAAAUAAAGUACUGCCCCCUGCCUACUACUGAACGAGUACCAACUUAGGGAAAUCACCCAUAAACCAAAACUUGUUAAUUAGAGUCUGCUUUUAAAAGAACUGAGAAGCAUAUGGGGAUCCCCCACUGCAAGACACCAGUCUCAUUCACUGUAUGGAGAGGCCCAAUAGUGACAACUAAUUGCAAAGUCCUUCCACAGGAUACUUAAUCCUAAAGUUCUGGCAGAUUGCUGCCAUUCUCCUAGCAGGGCAUAAUCCUUUGAGCUUUGCUGUCUUUGAUAAACCUGAAAAGAACCCCCACCUCCAUUCUUUACAAUCUGCAAGCAGGAACAGAACUAUUUAAAAAUCAGAUAUUUAAGUGUGCUUUCCUGCCUUCCUCCCCAAUUAAAUCCCCCUGGUGUGACGCAAACAUUGUUUUAAUAGCAGAAAUUUAACCACCAGUAUCAAAAAACUAAAAAUAAGACUAACUGUCCCACUGCACCUGAUUCAAGCCCUCUUUCUGCUGCUUGACUUCUGCAGUCUAUUUCUCAAAACUACUCUACUGCAGCACUUCCUGGGAUUUGUAUAAGUUCUUGGCAUCUAUUUUUACACAGGCUUUUACUGCCCCCAAGCGAGGAAGAAUUAUUCAGUACAAUCAUAAACAAGCCUAAGAACCCUGUGUUGUGUGCACUAACAACUUGCUGUCACUUGUUUUACAGUUUUUAUGUUCUG